AUGCCCCAACUCGCACGGACCGCCAGAUGGCAUCGUUCCUUCCUCCCACACGUUACCAGUAGCUUCUUCUAUCUCUUCCUUUGCAUGUUUGUCCACGCCUCGAUGCUCGUCUACAUCGGGAAAGAGCUGCACGUAAUGAACCUUUUUGCAGGGCAGAUGUACCUUUGCGACUUUGGGGCAGAGCUAGCUGGCUGCACCUUGGACGACAGCUCUGAGAGCUGUGUUGGACCCUACGGCACUACAGUUACGGCGCCGCGCCUCUACUCCUGGAGUCAGUUGGCCACGCGUACCUUUGUGAGGGACUCCCUGGUCGGCGUUUUCCCGGACCAGGAGGAGUCCAUUAGGAAGGUGGCAGACCCUGGCGAGUAUGGCAUCGAAAGCUACUACUGCCGGCUCUUGUGCUGCCUCGUCUAUGUCAUCAGUAUCAUCCAGGAGCUGGACAACAUCUUCAAUAUGAUGAAGCUCUUGUACUACAUCCCCACUGAGGAUGAGCCGUGGUUCACCCUGGGGCAGGAGGAUGAGGAUCCAGCUUCGGAGACCAUGGAGAAGUGGCUGAGCCAGGUGGAGGUGAAAGUGGCCGGCAUGCCUAGGACGUGGAAGAUAGUGAACGUCUUACUGGUACUUGUGCCGAAGAUGAUGCUCUGGGAGAUGACAGCCAGCACUGGCAUCAACUUCCUGAUGGAGACCGGAGGCAUCGACGACAUCAUCGUGAACUCCGUGGCGCUGGGCUUCAUGCUGCAGCUGGACGAGGUGCUCACCGACGCCAUGAUGAGUCGGGAGGUGAACGUCCUCCUGGACGAGUGCAAAGACUAUCCCUUGUUCGAUGAGGGGGAGGUGCAGACGCGCAACGAUGAGGAGACUCUGAACAAACUGGAGGCUCUGAAGCCCAGCAGCCUGCGCCUGGCCUGGGAGCUGAUCCCCCGGUCCCUGGUGCUGGCCCUUUUGCUCCUGUUCUAUUAUGUCUACCGCUACUACACUCUCCAUUGUGAGUUUGUUGACGGCCGGUGGGUGUCAAAGGACAUGCACUUGCCAACCUCCCUCACCUUCUCAAUCGCGAACUCCUUCCUGGGCCGCUUCUUCCCGGUGAAUGCAGCAGAGCAGCCUUACUGGUCCUUUGGUGGCUGA
Messenger RNA from Effrenium voratum, 1125 nucleotides. The record is from the annotation of a GenBank genome assembly. Lineage: Eukaryota; Dinophyceae; Suessiales; Symbiodiniaceae.